Molecule: messenger RNA, 1745 nt
Organism: Arvicanthis niloticus (Nile rat)
Lineage: Eukaryota; Metazoa; Chordata; Mammalia; Rodentia; Muridae
Gene: Otub1
Product: OTU deubiquitinase, ubiquitin aldehyde binding 1
Biological process (GO): negative regulation of double-strand break repair; protein K48-linked deubiquitination
Cellular component (GO): nucleus
Molecular function (GO): ubiquitin binding; cysteine-type deubiquitinase activity
Source: RefSeq, a predicted model, not a curated record
AAUUAAUAACCCGGAAGCGAUCACCAGUGCGGCGCUGUUUAAAGAUGGCGGCGGAGGAACCUCAGCAGCAGAAGCAGGAGUCGCUGCCCAGCGACUCUGAAGGUGUUAACUGUCUGGCCUAUGAUGAAGCCAUUAUGGCUCAGCAGGACCGAAUUCAGCAAGAGAUUGCUGUGCAGAAUCCUCUGGUGUCAGAGCGAUUGGAACUGUCAGUCCUGUACAAGGAGUAUGCUGAGGAUGACAACAUCUACCAACAGAAGAUCAAGGACCUCCACAAAAAGUACUCAUACAUACGGAAGACCAGGCCUGACGGCAACUGCUUCUAUCGAGCAUUCGGCUUCUCCCACUUGGAGGCCCUGCUAGAUGACAGCAAGGAACUGCAGCGGUUCAAAGCAGUGUCUGCCAAGAGUAAAGAGGACCUGGUGUCCCAGGGCUUCACUGAGUUCACAAUCGAGGACUUCCACAAUACGUUCAUGGACCUUAUCGAGCAGGUGGAGAAGCAGACCUCAGUAGCUGACCUGCUGGCCUCCUUCAAUGACCAGAGCACCUCAGACUACCUUGUGGUCUACCUGCGACUGCUCACCUCAGGCUACCUGCAGCGGGAGAGCAAGUUCUUCGAGCACUUCAUAGAGGGUGGCCGGACUGUUAAGGAGUUCUGCCAGCAGGAGGUGGAACCCAUGUGCAAGGAGAGCGACCACAUCCACAUCAUCGCACUGGCCCAGGCCCUCAGUGUGUCCAUCCAAGUGGAAUACAUGGACCGCGGUGAGGGCGGCACCACCAACCCACACGUCUUUCCUGAGGGCUCCGAGCCCAAGGUGUACCUUCUCUACCGACCUGGACACUACGAUAUCCUCUACAAAUAGGGCCGGCUGGCUGACUGUGCCCUGCCUGCCUCCCCUGCCAGGCGCUAGACAUGUACAGAGGGUUUUCUUUCUUUUUUUUUUUUUUUUCCUUUUUUUCUUAUUUCUUUCUUUUUUUUUUUUUUUUUUUUGGUUGUAAAUGGUCAUAUUUCACUCCUCCCUUUUCCUGUCAUAGAACCUUCCAUGUUUUAUUAAAGGGGACGCUGGUGGAGAGCCCGAGUGUGCGUUUCCCUGCUCCGCUGCCCUUCCCACCUGCCUGCUGGCUGCUGUGUGUCUGGCUGUCCCUUUCCCUGGGAUGGGUCCCCUCGCUUUCUACCUAUCUACCGCCAAGCAUUCCUGCCAAGAGAAGUUUGAGGGGACUAGGCCAUCAUGGGCCCCUUCUGGUUCUUAGAGUUGUGCUUUCUACCCAUAGGCCUGCCCUUUCUUCCUUAGCCUCCCAAGGGUUUCUGUGGGAACUGCUCAAGUUCCUUGGGAACUUGACCAGAAGUCUCAAGCCACCCGUACUCACAACACUUACAGACUUGCUAUUCUGGCAAGGGCCCCAGAUCACAACUCUCUGCCCAUCUUCAGGGGUCUGCAUGAUUGAGAAAUCCUGGGGUGAGAGUUUAUGGGAAGAAGCUGGCCUAGAGUAGGUAGAGGAACCAGGCAUCCUCACUGGGCCCUUGGAGGAGCUGACCUAGUGUGAGAGAAAUGUUCUUAGUAGGGCUUCCCUGUUACCUGUUCCCCGGAGUCCCCUGCCUGUGCCUGCUCUGCACCCCUCUGCUUGGGCCAUAUCUGCAUUACUUGCUCUUCGCCUUCUCCUUCCUCCCCCCGCACAUGUGGGGUCUCAGCCCAGGCUGUGAGCUCCUUGGGGGCAGGCCCUCAAUAAAUGUGAAGUGCUGCUGCUGC